AUGUCGCCUGUCGUCUAUCCCUACACCGUCACAAACAGCUACAAAGGGGGCCUUUUCAUGCGUACGUACAACCGCAAUGUGCGGCGUGCCUGGGAUGGUGAAGACUAUCGUCCCCCGAAGCGCCUUUGCCUAAACGACACAUGGAACGCGCCUUCAGCCGCAGCUUCCAACGAGAACACAAACCACCCUCUUGACCUUGAAGAUAGCCUUGAACGCGCCAUUCGAGAAACAAGUGUCGCGGCUCUGUCUUCCUCACCUUCCCGGAAGAACAGCACCAUCUUUUCCGCAGAGUCUCACGAAGAUGACCUGGGCUCCAACACCAUCACCCCACCCUCAUCGCCACCGCCUGGCUUGCAGUUGACACCACCUAAUGUCAAGGCUAGGAAGCCUACGUUCUCGUUUCUCGACAAGUCCAAGAAGGAGAAGAAGGAGCUCAAAAACGCGAAGCGGAAACGCGACGAGCAGGCGAGCGGACCGAGUGGGCCUGGCAGUACGCGUCACGACUCAGAACCGCUAUCAGAGAUCUUCAACUCUAGCACACGCGCUCAAAGCUCGCAGCCUUCGCACAACGAGACACUCCCCCCACCAGCUCCAGAAAGGACGCCCGUGGCGCGUCCAACAAUACAAGUCCCGAAGCCGGCGCCACCAAAACAGAAACUCGUCCAAACAAUACUCGAUUUGGGCCAGCCGCUUGUCCCCGCCACAUGUCCGCAAUGUCAGAUGUCUUAUACACCUUCAUUGCCAGAAGAUACGCAGCUGCACAACAUGUACCAUAAUCGGGAUAGCUCCGGAAUCGAAUUGGGAAAGGCAUUCCUUAAGUCGGCAAUGCGGUGGUGCUAUCAAGUCUCACAUAUUCCGGGCAGCGUUGUUGUGGUUGAUCGAAAGAUGGCACUUCCCAGUCGACGAGUGGUCCAAAAGGUGCUGGGCAUUGUCAACAAGGAGCUCGGGAGCGUGGACAUCAAAGAGGAGGAGUUGUGGAGCCAGCGCAUUCCAGAUGGAGAGAAAGACGAGGAAUCGGGUGGCCGCAAGUGUGACAGAUUCAAGGCAUUCCUGCACAUUAUCGACGACAAGUGUGUCGGCAUUUGCCUGGCGGAGCGAAUCACCAAGGCCCAUCGGGUCCUACCGUGCGAAACCACCGCGAGUGAGACGAUAUCACUGAAUGCUCCUUUCAACCCUACUGGGCCGGCGUCACCUGCAGCGACCGAGGCGAAUGCGGAGGAGAACAACCAGAUGGCGCCCAAACCGCAAAUUCCGACCCCCAUUGCGAGUCCCACCUCGUCAACGCGUCCGUCGAGCAUCAGCAUUUCCGAGGAGACAUAUCCGGCGGUAGUGGGUGUCAGUCGUAUUUGGACGAGCAAGGCUUUCCGCCACAAGGGGAUCGCAAACAAUCUUCUAGAGUGUGUUAUGAAUCAAUUUAUCUACGGCAUGGAAAUUGAGCCAGCGCAAGUGGCGUUCAGUCAGCCUACAGAGAGCGGCGCAGGACUGGCGAGAGCAUGGUUUGGUGAAGACGAUGGUUGGGCUGUUUACAGGGAAGAAUAA
Molecule: messenger RNA, 1539 nt
Organism: Fonsecaea erecta
Lineage: Eukaryota; Fungi; Ascomycota; Eurotiomycetes; Chaetothyriales; Herpotrichiellaceae
Exons: 2
Coding region: 1-1539 (512 amino acids)
Biological process (GO): mitotic sister chromatid cohesion
Cellular component (GO): chromatin; nucleus
Molecular function (GO): protein-lysine-acetyltransferase activity
Source: RefSeq, a predicted model, not a curated record